This is a messenger RNA of Gambusia affinis (western mosquitofish), 1231 nucleotides long. It is a transcript of the gene atp6v1e1a, whose product is annotated as ATPase H+ transporting V1 subunit E1a. Gene Ontology annotation, biological process: proton transmembrane transport. The record is from RefSeq and is a predicted model, not a curated record. Gene Ontology annotation, molecular function: proton-transporting ATPase activity, rotational mechanism. Bases 321 to 959 code for a protein of 212 amino acids. NCBI's taxonomy places the organism in Eukaryota, Metazoa, Chordata, Actinopteri, Cyprinodontiformes, Poeciliidae. The transcript is spliced from 9 exons. Gene Ontology annotation, cellular component: proton-transporting two-sector ATPase complex, catalytic domain.
AAAAAAGAUGUUUGUGUUGCUCUAAAAUUAAAGCAUGCAAAACUUAAAGAAGAAAAAAUAUAUGAUAAACAAUUAAUUAAAACAGGGACAUAAACGCGUUCUACUUGUGUUGCCAAAUUUAAAAAGUUUGACCGGAAGUCCAGUGUCGUAAACUCGAGGAGAAAAGCUAGUUGGGCUCACAACGGUGCCUCCUUCGCUGCUGUGUAAAAGUUGGUUGUGAAUAUUUCUUUAGGCUCAAAAUUACCAAAAAACAGAAGAGACAUGGCGCUCACCGACGCCGACGUCCAGAAACAGCUGUUUUGUGGUGACAGAUCAAACACAUGAUGGCCUUCAUCGAGCAGGAGGCCAACGAGCGAGUCGAGGAGAUCUUAGCGAAGGGAGAAGAAGAGUUUAACAUCGAGAAAGGGCGCCUGGUGCAAACCCACCGGGUGAAAAUCAUGGAUUAUUACGAGAAGAAGGAGAAGCAGAUUGAACAACAUAAGAAAAUCCAGAUGUCCCAACUGAAGAACCAAGCCAGGCUGAAGGUGCUGAAGGCCCGAGACGACAUGGUGACGGAUCUGCUGAAUGAGGCUCGAAAAAGAAUCACCGACAUCGUCAAAGACCCGGACAGGUACGCCAAGCUGCUGGAGGGUCUGGUGCUUCAGGGGUUUUACCAGCUGCUGGAGCCUAAAGUCACCAUCCGCUGUCGGCAGCAGGAUGUAGACAUGGUUCAGGCUGCAGUCAAUAAGAACAUCACUAUCUACAAGGAGACGGUGAAGAGCAACAUAACUGUCCGGGUUGACCAGGAUCACUUCCUUCCAUCAGACAUCUGCGGCGGCGUUGAAGUCUACAACAGUAAUGGAAAGAUUAAGGUUUCCAACACCCUGGAGAGCAGACUGGAUCUCGUAGCACAGCAGAUGAUGCCUGAAAUCAGAGAGAUCUUAUUCGGCUCCAACCCCAACCGCAGAUUCUUGGAUUAAUUUGAGGAGAACAUCGCUGCAAACGUCAAGGUGACCCCUGACCUUUCUCGCAGGAGAGCAAUAAAGUUUUCAUAAACUCUGAUCAGUGUUUUCUGGAAACGUCUGGACUUGAACGUAACCCAGCAGUAGCUCUUAUUCCCUCCUUUCCUCACACAGAGAGAGGUGCACACACGUGAUGCAUAAACUGAAAUCUGCUGCCGAAAAUGUUGGAAAACAAUUUUAUGUUAAUUUGAUGUUUAACAGUCAAAAGAAAUAAAUUGGAGGCAGUUUAA